UCACCUCGAAUUCCGGCGCAUAGUUUGUGCGAAGGCGAAGGCUUCAUUGCCAAUUGUUUAGCGCGCACUCAAAUCAGUACGAACUUGGCACGAGCCGUGAGCGGUGGUGACAACACUUUUUUUGGUGGCACAUCCAAAAAAUUCUGGUUGUCUCCGCAUAACGGCAACCACAAAUACACAAGCGAAACUUAAAAACAAAAACGAAAAAACAGCACGAAACGACAUCGGCAACGAUAGAAUAACACGAUAACGACGACGUUAAUGCCGACGCGCAGCGAGGCGUAAAACGUGCGAUAACAACAACUGAACGAAACGAAGACGACAACAUGCCCGUACAUUGGGACUACGAUUGGGAUUGGCCGCACGAUCACUUCUGGCACUGGCCGUCGACACGCCUGGGCUGGCCCUUCGAUAGUUUCAGCUAUCACGCCAGGUGUCCGACAUCGCGUCGCUGGAAGUCGACCUUCGCACACCGCGACUACGAUGUGGAUGUGUGCGCACGUGACUGGCAUAUGCAUCACUGGUCGGACGAUGGCCCGUGGUGUCAUCGCUCGUGUUUGGCCAGUCGUACGUCCAUCGAGACGGGCGAUGAGCCGGACAGCAAUGGCAAGGGCACCUUUAAGGUUGUCAUCGAUGUGCAUCACUUCCGUGAUGACGAACUCGUUUUGAAGGUGCGCAACAAUGACACCGUCAUUUUGACGGGCAAACAAAAGGACGAUCGCGGUGAGAAGAGUAAAUUCUGCAUUACACGUGAAUUUACGCGCAAAUAUAAAUUGCCACGGAAUUACGAUGCCACUUUGGCCAAGGCAACACGUUCCACCGAUGGCAUUCUGACAAUUAUAGUGCCACCGCCACCACCGUUGGACGACUUGGAGCGCUUGGUGGAUAUCGAGCCGACUGGCGCUUACUUCGGCACCACUGCCACUGAAACGGAGAAAGACGCAAAGGCGAUUGAGAAUGGCGCAGAGAAUGCGGAGUCGGCUGAGGAGCACGAUACUGCUGGUGAUAAAUCAAAGAAAGCGCGUUUCGAUUCCACGGACGAGUCAAAAUGAAACGCAACCCAUGCUGCUGCCGCUUACACUGGCGCAAAAUGGCGUGGUAACUUCAAGCGGCGCUUCAAGGAAUUUUGGUCGAAAAAACGGUGUAUUACCAAGCAAGAUUAUAAAGCGAUGUGUUAGUGAGCAGCGGCGGUGAUGGUUUAGUGGUAUUAAAUUUUUCGCAAAUGCGAAAUUCAACGUGAAAGGAAAAAGAAAAAAUUUAAAGUCUCGACCUUUAACUUAAACUAUGCACAGUGUUCUUUAAAUCACCCUUGUAUGAAUCUAGUAAAUAUCUCUGUGGCACUAAGGUAGCUAACACCAGCCAAGCGCUGUAAUCUAACUUAAAUAUUCUAUUUAGUGAAAUCUUAAUUACGUACUAUAUACUACAACUACUUUAACGGAAAUACAAUGAUGCUAUAAAAAUACUUAACUUACGUCUUAGUUUCUAGUCUAAUAUACUAUCGGUCUCUCAAAAAGAAAAAAACUUAAAAUUAUAACAUCUAGUGCUAAUUAAUAACAAAAUAAAUCAAUAAAAAAAUAAAUAAAAAUUGGUGCUUAGAGAACCUCUAAGAACAC
Messenger RNA from Zeugodacus cucurbitae (melon fly), 1613 nucleotides. Its product is annotated as heat shock protein 27. The record is from RefSeq and is a predicted model, not a curated record. The transcript has a single exon. NCBI's taxonomy places the organism in Eukaryota, Metazoa, Arthropoda, Insecta, Diptera, Tephritidae. Gene Ontology annotation, biological process: protein refolding; response to heat. The coding region runs from base 327 to 1052 and encodes 241 amino acids. Gene Ontology annotation, molecular function: protein folding chaperone.